AUGAUUACUAUUGACCGGUAUUUGUCCGUAACACACGCCGUCCGUUACCGCAACUGGAGGACAGACAACAAAGUCAGUGUCAGGCUGCUUAGUAUUUUUACAUUUUAAAAUGAUUUCUUAGUUGAUACCCCGUAGUUUUUCGAUCUUUGAACAUUUGCUUCUUAAAAAACAAUACAUGGUUUCAUUACAUCUGAGUGAGGCUAAGCCAAGAAAGCAAGUGCAUUAUUGUGGAAGAUUGUAUUUUUGUGUGUGAUCAGCCACUCAGAGGGGAUUAAAUUAAGUCCAUCUGAUCGAAUAAAAUGAAUAAAAAAGGGCUGCUUAUGCCUUAUUUUACAAAUAUUGUUGCGCAAACUUGAGCGUCAAAAUGGUUGACUCAUAAUAUACGCGGAGAGGAUGCAUAUGAAAAACAACUGGGUAAAAUAGCAAAGGAUUAAGCAAAAAUACUUAAACCUGUAAACAAAACAAGGUUUGGGGUUGUAUAAGAAUCAGUCAAAGGUGAUAAAGAGUGCAGAUUAUAGAAGACCCUUUUCAAAAAUUAAUUAUUUGCCGGGAAACAGUAUCGUGCAUCUGCAAACAUUUUGCCCCCAGUGAUAUCUGCUCGUCUUUCUAGAUAUUACAGGAGUGUUUUUAUGAAGUAAUGUGUCAUUGGGACUGGCAGCCAUUCAAAGCUAUCUUACAUUUUCAUAAAGUUUCUAAAUCUUUAUUGCAUUUUAACUCUACUUGUUUCAAGAUAUACUAUUCGUUCGGACGUAAAUGUUGAGAUGUGUAUACGGAAAUAACAAAUGGUCAGGGAGCAUGACGAAUCAUGCGAGGUCGAGUAGAAGGACGCUACUGGUUCCCAAACUUGCAGAUGCCUGAGCAAGAAUUGAGCCACAUCAGUGUUUUUAAGAGGAGGACGACAUUUGUUCUAGCGGCAUGAACGCGUGAAUUCAUUUGCUUAAAUUUAUGCGCAAUGUUAAUAUGAAUAAACAGGACUCCUGCUGUUGUUCUGGCCACGUACGAUAAAUUAAAAAGUUGUAAUGCAGUAUAAUUCAUUUUUGCACCUUAAAUAUUCGGAGAAUAUGCCACAGCGUAUUAAACAUUGACUGGCAUGAUAUAUCAGUUUAAAGGAGCAUUUUAUAUCUUGAACCUCCAUUACUUCACUUGUCCCCUUGCAAGGACACUUAACAAUAUGCAUCUGAUAAAGGGGGUAUCAUAAAUGUGACCAAAUAUUCAAAUGUAAAAUUGAUUUCGGGCGAUUUUUGUUUAUAUUUCAUGUAUAUUUCGGGAAGAAAUUGAAAAUCUAUAUUUUUUAUUUUAUCAAGUUGAAGGUGAUGCUUGCACUUAGUUGGAUUCUCCCAACAGCUUUGUGGACAACAGUGAUUUUUGGAUGGUACCAUUUCACGGACGACGAACGACCUCCACCAACAGCCUGCAAUGUGCCCUUCACACAUUUUACGCUCUUUAACACCCUACUUACUGUCGGCUAUUUCUGGAUUCCGCUCGUCUUUAUUACAUCAUUGUACGUCCGCAUAUAUAAUGUGGCAGCCCAUCUGCAGCGCAAAGCAAUGACUGCUGAGAUGGGCUUGGCUGAGCUUAUGAUGAUGGCGGGAACUACGAUGUCCAAAAUAGGGCUGGGGGUUGACGGGGCUCUUUCGCCCGAUCCAGCAAAGGAGCUUAAGGCAGAAGCUCAACCCGCUAAUAGGACACCCAAAACCUCUUCCAAUAUUGGCAAAUUAGGAAAGGAAUCAGAGUCUAGAAGUACGUCAGGAGAGCAGACGACAGCGCAGACAGACUGUCUUAGCAGACGUUGCGUUGGAAAUGAGACACAAAAGUACGACGAGUAAGUGAAUGCAAGGCUUCUCUUUUAAUAUCUACAUACUAUUCCUGUUGUCACUGAGAGUGCCGAUCUUAAAUUAAACAACUACAGUUUAGAUGCGGCUUUAUCUUACAUGCGUUAGUUUUGUUAAUAUGUUUCGUGCCUACCCGAUAAAAUAUGGCUGAGUGAGUUUACCGUAACUCUUUGGAUCUUCAAGACAAAAACUCAAGAAAUAUGUAUGCUAAGUAAAAAUCAUUUUGACCUUUCUAAAUGAAAACUGGGAAGUUACCUAAUAUCAGAAACCGAACUAGAAGAGUUAAUUACACGAAAAAAUUUGUCUUCGGUUACCCACUAAAUUUAAUUUCGUUUGCUUUAUAAGACUCACAGACGAAAACCUGAAACUUUUGUACUAUUCAUACAGUAGAUGCGCUAAAUUAUGAAAUUUUAUUCGAAAUUCUGAAAUGCGUUUUCGACUUAAAAACAUUACUUAAGUAGGGUUAUAAAAAUUACCACCGUGCACCAUAAUCCCUAGAUAAGUCAGUUACCUCAGAACGCCGGCUUAUUGAUGAAUUUUUUUCCAGUCGCCUUCAAAAACUGCACUCCGUAAAAAACGACUACUCAUGUAAGAUAAUGUUUCCAAUUUUUUCGAUGUCCUUAUAAAUUGAAAUAUAAUUCAUGGAAAACCUGAUCAAAAUAUGCACUUCUUUGUUCGUUUAAUGAAAAUCUACAUGUUCUUUAAAUUUUAUGCUUAAGGGGAAGGGUAAAAUUCGGGUUAAAAAAGUUUCUUAUUUAAAUAUAUUUAAAACCGUGAAAUACCCACUCAUAAAAUAUAAUGUCUCUCCAUUCACUACUGUUACUGUUAAAGUUUACAAAAUGACUUAAAUCAACUGUAAAUGUUAUGAGUAGCAUAUGUUCUCCUCUUAACGCCGCGUAGCAAUGUAUGAUUUUCCAUACGCCGAAAACAAACGGUUUGCAGUUUAGAGAACAUUCAUGCAAGUGCAAUGGCAACUCGCGUUCAAAAUUAUUCGGGGACCAGACAAGCUUUUUUAAACCGAAUUGUACUCUUCCCUCAUACAUACAUUUUAAAGCAAACGCAAUUUUCUGUUAAACGGAGCAAUAAUGCAUAUUUUAUGCAUGUUUUCUAUGAAUCAUUGAAAUUUAUAAAACCAAAGGAUAUCAUAGAGAAAAAUUCAUUUUAGUUAAAUAUUCACUUUCACAGAGUGUAGUUUUUAUCGGCGGCCGACAACGUUUCCGUUCAAAAGUCGACAUCCUGAAGUAACUAAAAUAUCUUGAGAUUAUGCUGCACGGCAAUUAAUUCUACAACCCUAUCAGGUAGUCUUUUCAUGUCGAAAAUGCACUGCAUAAUCUGAGCUAACAUUUUGUAUGUCAGUACAUAUACUGUAAUCGGGUUUAUUAGAGUUGGUUAGAUUUAAUUUAUCUAAAAAUAGAAGAAUUUUUCACAAACAGCAUUAAGAAACACGCCAUUGAUGACCUCGAUCAAAUUAAAUCAGGAAACAAUUUACUAGUCACUAUCCACGAGGCCAGUGUUUGGUUAGUUCUCCCCAACGUCAUAGUGUAUUUUUACUCUUCACAUAGCUCCUUAAACACAAGAUUAUAAUGCGUUGUUGAAGUUGUCAUAAUCAAAAUGCGAUCAGUUGAUCAUGCAUUGUAAUGUGCACUUUCCCUGCUUAGAAUGUAAGUGGAAAUGGAUCGGUCUUACCGCAGGUGUCUGCAACCACUUUGGGAAUUUCUGGUUCCUCAGAAAGAACAUUAGUUGCCACUUACAGUAGACUAUCGAGCCAUUUUUUUCCACGCUCUUUUCUGCGUGGCAAGAAAGGCGAAUGACAUUGAGCCUGUCAGUAUUUGCGAAGCUAAAAAAUGUUAUGGCUGUAAAAAAUAAGACGAUUAAUGUAGGCGGGGAAUCUUUUGGCAAGAAAGCGGUAUAAAUAGACUUAUGCAACGGAUGGUAUCUUUUCUGUUUUGAAUAAUUCAGGCAGCGUGAAGCAAAAACCACUAUUCGCGCCUCUUCCAAAAGCGUAUAAUUGUUUGUCUGUUUGCACAUUUCAAGACGUUGACGUUUUUGUCGUGUUUUCCGAUGAAAAUUUCGAUGUCGACAAGUGUUUUCGUGUAAUGGCUGUUUUCCAAAAUACUUUGAUAGAUAGAAAUCUUACAAACGUCUUCAAAUUCUCAUCAUAGUUUGUGGGACGUAAGACUAUUAAAAAGUUUAGGUUAAAAUACGUCAUUCCAGAUACUAAUACCACUUUCCUGUAGUCCUCACUUCAGACAUAAUUUUAGCGAUCCUCGCCUAUGGUAAAAAUAGACUUUUUAUUGACAUUUCCCGGUCGUUUGUGACUGCGGGUUUUUACCUUACGGAAAGCACGCAUUCGGUCGGAAUGUUUUGUCGUAUUUCUUGGAAGCUGCAGGCUGUAAUUUAGCUCACACGUUUUGCGUAGGUUGUAUAUAAAAUACACCGUUCUAGUUCGAAUUUGGCGAAGUGUUGUCUCCUCGCCUUUACGAAGAAAUAUUUCUAGAUGACUGGAAGUCAUGGUUUGUUGCGACUGUGUAUCUCCAGGUUAGGUCUUUAAAUCUGCCACAUUUUACCCUGAUACCAAAAAACGCGCUGUCUUCCCCGAACCAUGCGCGCGUGGAUCUUUUGUUUGCCCAAGGAUAGCUAUUUUUUUCCUAUGCAUAUUGAAGAGAAUUUUUACCCCAGAAACAAAAGUGAAAAAUACCCUGUAUUUUUCUAGGCAAGGGUCCGCUUUCUUAAGAACCGCAGCCGCGAUUUUAUCCUCGCGGAUGGACCUUUGAUUCAAACAAAAUUCUCGACUAACACCAAAAGCCAUCUACCGGCAGUUAUAGCUGCUAUCAGAGCGUUUUCAUUAGUGAUUCUGCUUAGUCGUUGACCGUUGUGCUUUGAUUUAUUAGAGACAUUUUGAGGGUAUGUUCAUUGCAUAAACCACAAAAUCGGGUCAGAGCUAUCGCUACAAGAGGUAUACUGCGCUUGAAUCAUUGCGACGUGUCUUUUCUGUAUCGAAGACUUGUAUUCCCAACUUGUCCAACAAAAAAGAGGACUGAGAUGGAUUCAAGUUACGUGCACAGCCUAGGGCAAAUAUUUCGUUCUGAAUAUUCAAAUACUUCGAACCAACUGCUUCUUACACUCAAACAAGCAAAAGAAAAGGUGUCAAAGAUUCGAUAGAAAAUUUACAUAAAACCGACAGCAGAGGUGUUGUAAAUAAAGAAUCUUUGCAGACAAAUGCCUGAGGAGGUCUCCCAUAAUACAGGUAGCACUGCGUUGAAGUUCGGGGAGUUAAGAGUUGAAGUUAAAUUUGAGGUCAGGAAUAAAUUCGAGAGUAAGACUAGUAUUAUGGUAAGGUUUAGAACAUGACAGUAGUUUUUCUCCUUGGAAUUCAGUGUAAGACCACCUUUGUUACGGGGGGGGUUACUGAUCCCGCGUUUCACAUACGUAUAUUUUCAAUUUUACAUUUUCAGAUAUGCUAAGUCGCACACAACGCCGAUGGUGAAGAAAAGAAUGCGUUUUUGCAGUGGUGAUUUGCUUUUGUUUAGCAAUGUAUCAAUAAACGGCAUUUGAAAUGGGUCACUAUGUGUCUAAGGAGACCUCGUCUCCAUAUAUUGUAGUGAGCUGAAGUAAAACAUAUGAGAUCUGAGUCAAACGCCCUUUGCAUGUACCAUGAAAGCAAAAUCAAACUAUAUCAAAGUAUUAUUAUGAGGCUUUGCAAUUUCAUCUGUUUUCUAACUAGAUGAAUGGUCGUUUUGAUGCAAGUUGUACCAGCAGGUACUUAGUCAAAGAAUUCGCUUCUCAAAAUUGAAGGCAGAAAACAAGCAACAACUAAUAGGAAUAUUGGUUCAGAAUAUCUGUUUUCAAAAUAGACCGUAUUCGUAAGUUACCAAGCGCUGAGACUAUCGAUAAGCUUAAGCAAAUAAUGCUAAUCGCAUUGACUCUGGACGCAGUAAUUUACGUGAUAACUUCACCUCCCAAAAUUUGUAAAAUUUGUCGGAAGUCUUUUUUAAUUGAUCGGCGCAGUUACACACUGUAUAAAGUUUAGCUGUAGGUGCUAGAACACCACUUCCGUAUUUUAAAACAGAAAACUACUUGAGGCAGCAUGUAAAAAACACUUAUCGGUUGACAUAAACCUCUCUACCCGAAGAGCUAAAAGACAUCUUAGGUUAUCGGAGAUGCCUCCCGUGUGUGCGGAGGAAUUUACCAUUAAACUUGCUUGUACAAGGUAAGACGUUUGAUGCUCACAGAUACCAAUGCAUCGAGUAGAAGCUAACAGAAGAAAUACUGAUCAAUAUUUUAGGAAAAAUCACUUUUACUGUUUUCCAUUUCCCAGAACCAACAAAAUUAAUUGCCUGUUCGUGGUUUCCUUUGCGUGCAAUAGUAUUAUAAUGGCAUUGUUUUCACGGCAGUCUUGAGCCGUCACAGCCAGUUCGCCGAUCGCAAAAUCGGAAACCACUUGAGUACCGUUGUAACAUUUUGUCUAAAACAGACUAAUUAAACCAUGUCAGUUUGUAAUAAUAUACAAGGAGCAGUAGAACGGAUGACCAGAAAUGCCAGCAAUAAAAUUAAAAUUUUCUAAAAGUCUUCUAAAUUUUUCUUAGUUAUCUUCCCCACCGCUCACGCAAUCAAAAUCUUACCGUUCUGACGCACAAUUUAGUACUUUCCUUGCUUGAGUGAUUCUGCCUAAUUGAUUAUAUACACGCCACCACGGUCAAAUCAGGCGAAACGGGUAUGCUAUUAUACUUCAUCUCUGGAAUUUCCUAUUUUUUCGCCUGGUAGCGAAGGAUCUGAACCGUGUGCAUACAAUACAGAAUAAUGCCUUAAACUGGCAUUGUCUGUGACGUUUGCCAGCCAACUUCCUUAUAAAGUAUAUUUUACAUUGUUAUCCGCAGUUCUGCUUGAUAAAACGCCAUAAUGCCUAUAACCCGCCGGUUAGCAUCAGCGGAUAAACCGAGAAACACACACUCUCUUUUGGUCGAUAAUAGAAAAGUAGGGGAGCGGUUAAAACUAAUCUCAACAGUUGCAGUCGUGUCUCUAUGAACCCACGCAUAUCCUUAUAAGCAUUUUGCAGACUGUCAUGCAGCACAAAGUCUUUUUUUCUCCUGAACAUCAACUAAAAAUCAUUGAUAGUAUGCAUGUAAGCACACCAUUCAUAUACUACAUCCUUAACCGCGUGUUUUCAUGGAGUAGCUUCACAGCAACCCACGAAUGACCACUUCUUUGUAAAAAUAACUAGGUUAAUCUACUCAGGCAACACAUAUCAGAAAUAAUAGUGCCCACUGUUCGCAGAAAUCAGCGGACCAGUGAAAAUUCCGCGAUAGAAGUCACUAAAUUCGAAGCGCGACAUAGUGAGGGAUUACUGCAUUUAUUUCACUAUGCAUAAAGCUAGCGAAAUUUUCCGGCGUUUCAUUCAAAUAUGCAAUUUAUUUACAAAUUUCUACUAAGCAAUAAGAUGUUAAACGCCAAUUCUCACAAAACCUGCUUUAUUUAUAUUUUCAAACUGUAUUGCACUCAUGAAGAAGAUGGUAGCUAUAUGUGUUUGCUGUCUUGAUAGACGUAGGUUAUUUUUUCGGUUUGUUACAAAGGUUUAUAAACUUAAAAUAGGCCCAAGCUUAAUAUGCCUCUUUGGUAGAGUUUUUUCAAAUUGCGCUUUGCCCAGCAGUAUAAGACAAAUAUUAAUGCGCCAUUCGGCGGCACUUUAGGAAAAAUCUCCUGAGGAAUUUCUGACAAAAUGUUAAUUAUUUCUUUUCGUUGAAACACAGGAGCAACUCGAGCUGUAUAUUAGAAAAUUUGGAAUUUUCCGCAAACUAUAUGAGCAUACCGUCACCAGCAACAGCGGCGUCGAGCGGGUCAUCUUCCAUGUAUUCAGAAAAUCAAGGACCUUGGGUUCAGCAGGAACCAGAGGUUUCAAACUCAGUUGGUAUUAAAGAGUGUGGUCUGGUAAGCAUAUUGCAUCAGUACUUUUUCAAGUCAAUACUUUGCGUAAAACUCGACAGUAAUUUUGAAUACUUAGCCCACAUAUCAGAAAUUGCAACAUUAAAAGAAUAGCGCCUGUUAACUAGUCACCCACCCGCACAGGACGAAGAUGCACUUCUUUAUUUUAACCGGGCAGUUUUGUGCGAAUUGGCAACUCCAGUAAGCGUCACUGAUACAUGACUUUUUUGCAGUAGGCAGCUUCUGGUGUUUUUCGAAUAAGGAACAACUAUUCAUCCGAUUUUAAAGUUUUUAGACUUGUCUUGACCUCCACGACAGAUUUGCCACAGAAAUAUUAUAAGUGAAAGUGUGAAAGUGGUGUGAUAAAUGCUGAUAGUCCGUUUUUAUGACUGUGCCCGUCAAUGCUGUCCCAGGGAAUAAUGCCUAAUGACUUGCUACAUGAGGUUGGGAUAAUCAACCGUAGAAUGCCUUGGUAAAACACUGAAGCUCUGCUACCGUACUAAUACAUUUGCGGCAAGAAACGCGCUGGCCUGCACCUGGUGGCUAGAGUCACAUAUAAUUACUUCUGAAAAUGAGGGAAACCACAUUACCUACUUUAAGCUGGAGAUCCUAACAAAGCAACACCCUUAGCCCGUCGAUAUACACCAAAACCACUUCAUGCAUUUGCAGUGUCGACCUGGCGACAAUUUGGAUUCAGGAGGCAAGGAAAACCAGUAUUCUGUGCAGUUUCUACCCAUACCCCAAUAA
Spirometra erinaceieuropaei is the source of this 8498-nucleotide messenger RNA. NCBI's taxonomy places the organism in Eukaryota, Metazoa, Platyhelminthes, Cestoda, Diphyllobothriidea, Diphyllobothriidae. The record is from the annotation of a GenBank genome assembly.